Molecule: messenger RNA, 315 nt
Organism: Meriones unguiculatus (Mongolian gerbil)
Lineage: Eukaryota; Metazoa; Chordata; Mammalia; Rodentia; Muridae
Product: zinc finger protein 431-like
Exons: 3
Coding region: 121-315 (64 amino acids)
Biological process (GO): regulation of DNA-templated transcription
Source: RefSeq, a predicted model, not a curated record
UCCGGUCCGCCAUACUUAAAUCUCCGCCGUGGACUGAGGCUGUCUCUGGGUUCCCUGAACCGUGCUGAGAGCUGCUGCCGGGAGCAGCGAGGAGAGCGGGGCGAGCUCGGAGUCCGCGCCAUGGAUGCAGUGACCUAUGAGGAUGUGCAUGUCAACUUCUCUCAGGAAGAGUGGGCUUUGCUGGACCCUUCUCAGAAGAGUCUCUACAAAGAUGUGAUGCUGGAAACUUACUGGAACCUUACUUAUAUAGGCUACAAAUGGGAAGACCACAAUAUUGAAGAACAUUGUCAAAGUUCUGGAAGGCAUGAAAGGUAA